AUGGCGCUCUGCGGUGGUAGCCGCACCAAGAGCAAGGCAAGGGAACACGAUGACCAGAGGAAGGUGCACGACUUCAAGUAUGGCGGCCCUGCGGUCACGGGGGACUGCUACCCCCUCUUUGAAGACGGCCGAUGCUACCGGGUGGAGGUGGACAGGCACAAGUGGUUCCUCUACAACGACUCGCUGGACAUGGAGAUGCACGUCAGCUUCACCUUCCAAAAAACGACGGCCGUUUACAAAACAGAGCAUGGCCGGACGACGGUGAGGAAGACGCCCACCGGGGGGACACAGUGCUCCGUCGUCGUCUACCCGCUGGAGACGCUGCCGUACGUGAAGGUCACCAAGAGGACGCAGAUCUUAUACAGCGCCGCGUGCGUGUCGCGCGACUUGGCCCCGGGCUACAUUGAGAAGGUUAACCGCGAGGCGAAGGCGAAGUGCAUGCACGAGACGCAAAAGGUGGCCGGCGUGGCUGGGGUGAGCCACAACGAGGAGGAAAUCCUGUGCAGGUGCCGGAAGAGCAAGAUCCUAUACAUCGACAUGGGCUUCCCCCCAUCCGAGGCGGCUCUGAAGCGACCUCACGACAAGCAGAGCGUGGCAAGCAUGCACGCCAUCGCGUGGAGACGGCCGCAGGACUACCUACCGGCGAUAGCGCACGAGGAGAUCAAGCUGUUCCGUCACGGCGUGAGCGCUGCCGGCAUUGGGCAGGGUCACCUCGGCGACUGCUGGCUCAUGUGCUCGAUCGCGGUCGUGGCGGAGAGCACGACGAUGGUGAAGGACAUCUUUCGCCACCCCGUCUCCCAGUCGAGGCGAGAGAAAGAGGAGCGGGCGGGCGGCUACCGCGUGUGCAUCAGUAAGAACGGCUGGUUCCACCACAUCAUUGUCGACAGCUACCUGCCGACGUACAACGGGGUCGUUUACUUUGCCCGCUCCACCGGUGACCCGUACGAGCUGUGGGUGUCGCUGCUGGAGAAGGCGUAUGCCAAGCUGCACGGCUCGUACGCGUCCAUUGUCGGCGGCAAUCCUCUGCACGCCCUGCAGGAUUUGACGGGGUUUCCGGUGUACUCCUUCACAAAUACGUGGAGGGCAGCGGCGAAUGAGGAGGCGGUCGCAUCUCAGUUUUUCAAGGACCUGCUGCGCUACCGCAAGAAUGGCUACCUCAUCUCGAUCAGCACUCCAGGCACGGACACGAGCGCGUACAACGCUGGUAGCGGGAAUGCGAACGAGGCAUCACUUGCGGCGCGCUACAAGACGGCGGGCCUGAGCACCGGCCACUCCUACUCGGUGCUGAUGGUGCGCCAGUUUGUCAUUCCGCGAGUGAAGCUGCUGAAGAUACGCAACCCGUGGGGAAGCGGUGACGAGUGGACCGGCGCAUGGGGCAAGAACAGCACCGGGUGGCAGAAGCACUCCUUGGUGCGCCGGUCGUGCAAGCCGAGCAAGGUGAGCGAUGGCACUUUCUGGAUGGAGUGGAGGGACGCGGUGCAGUUCUUUGAGGGUGGCGGGGUCUGCAUGGUGAAGAAGGCCUGGUACCAGUAUCGCUUCCCGGGCCAGUUCAUUGGCAUAAUCCCGUCCGUCGUGCUAAAGAUCGAACUCAGGAAGAAGCAGAAACUACUCUUCACCCUGUCACAGAAGGACCGCCGCCUGCAGAACCCCGACGACCCGGAUCAGCUGUACAAGGGGCUGCUUAUCUCCGUCACGGGGCACAACGCGCAGAAGGGCACGCAGCAGAUUGUGGCCCUCAGCACCGAUAACCCCGAGGUGCAUCCACCAGAGAAGUACGAGUACAUUGUUGCCCGCGACGUUGGCCUCGAGCUCGAGCUCGACCCCACAAAAGGCCCCUUCUACGUCAUUCCGCGCAUCAUGACGACGAACCAAAACGGCCCGAAGGACUUCACACUGGGCAUGCUGGCACCCAACAAGUCAACCGCAAGAGGACUGCGGGUGUCUUUUGUACACCUGCCCGACACGUGCCCGACGUUCCGCAACGUGGUGUCAUUCCCAAUGAACGGGGAGGCGGCGACACAUGUGCGAUCUCAGUACAAGAAGCGCGGCGGUGCGCCCCGCGUAAAGGCGGGCAUCACCGUCUUUGACGCCACCCACGUGACGGAGACGUACCUCCACCCCCAAUAA
Leishmania mexicana MHOM/GT/2001/U1103 is the source of this 2127-nucleotide messenger RNA. Its product is annotated as putative calpain-like cysteine peptidase. Gene Ontology annotation, biological process: proteolysis. Lineage: Eukaryota; Euglenozoa; Kinetoplastea; Trypanosomatida; Trypanosomatidae. Gene Ontology annotation, molecular function: calcium-dependent cysteine-type endopeptidase activity. Bases 1 to 2127 code for a protein of 708 amino acids. The transcript has a single exon. The record is from RefSeq and is a predicted model, not a curated record.